AUGGGUAUAUGCUAAGGUAGGGCUAAAACUUAGGAAGACUAAGUUCACAAGCUGAACCAACCCAUAACAACCAGUGGUGAGUUACAGAUUAAGGUGUUGCUGAAGAACAUUACUUUAAAAAUGAGUGGAGUCAGACAAUGCUCUAUUCAAUUCGAUUUUGGGUAGUGUAAGUACACAUCGCCUGUGCAUAUAGAUAACAAUGGAGAUCAUUAUUGGCGAGCUAGUUUCGAUGGAAUCUUAAAGAUGACUGAGUAGUUGAUGCGAGAAUCCCAGAUGAAAAUCUCAGUGAUGGACACUUAGGUGAUUGGAUCUGCGACUAUCAAUUUAUUUGAGGCAGCUGUAGGUCCAUUUCACUUUCAAUUACCAAUCAGAGGACAACAUACAGGGAGUGUCACUUUUGAUUUGAAAAUGAAUUAGAUUGUUUAGGCAACUCUCUAGAGUAAGUAUAUUAUAUGGGAAUUAAACUAAAGUCUGAGUGAUGUUAGAUACAAUUACAAUUUGCGUUUGGUGACUUCCCAGUUCUCAUUCAUCUCUGAACAUUCAACUACAUUUGUGAAUCCGAAUUAUCGAAAACAAAAUGAAAAGUAGAGGAGUAUAAUGUCUUCAAGUCGUAAAAGCAUUUUAGAUUAAGAUGCAUUGAGAGAUUCCAUUAUAUCCUUACCGAAAACACCCUCUAGCAGUCAAAUUUUUAAUCAUUCUCUCGACUCCAUUAUUGCAGCUACACCUUAAAAUAAAGGAUAAGUACCUGCUUCACAACCUUAUCACAGGAUAGAAUGGGAUCACUCUGGAGAUGAACUCACUUUGAUAGUAGAAUUACCAAUUUCGGAAUUUUAGGGUUCUGCUAUUCAACUAUGUUUGUGGUCAAUUUCUUCAAAUAAGAGUAGUAUGGGAAACAACAAGUCCACUAAUAAGACUACGAUAAAGAAGACUUAGAAUAAACAUGACUCUGAAUACAUGGAUCUGGAAAUCUAGGAUCAUCAUCUGGUUGCGGAAACUUAUAUCAAUUUAUAGCAUUUAGAAAAUAACUUAGUGGCUGAUUUGGGAGCUAAGUUCAUUGUAAUUAACAGCCAAUAGGCAAAAUCAAUUUGGUAUCACGGUGUUGAAGUAGGUAAAAUAGAUUAUGAAAUCAAUGUUAAAUUACCAAAUUAUUUGUAAUAAUCCUCAUUUGGUGUGCAAACUGAUAAGGGGAUAGUCUCAACUGCAUCUGUAGUAGGGAAUGUAGAAAACAUUAGUGUUACUGAGAUUAAGAUGAUUUAGAUUGAGUUUCAGAAACUAUCAAGUUCCAUCUUUAAGAUUGAGCACAAGACUCUAAAUGUCGAAGACAAAUUAAAGGUGCGUCAGGAUAUGGAUCAAUAACUGAACAAGUUGGCUCAAUUACUUGGAUAAUCACAUGGAACCAACAUAAAGACAUUUCAAUAUAAGUCAGAGGAUGACUUAAUGAAAGCCUAGCAAUUGUUGAUUCAAUUGUCCAUUCACUUAGUGGAUUAUUCGAAGACUUUGGCAUCGUUCAAUUCCUACUUUGAAUGUUUAAAUCUAGUACUUAAUAGAGGAGAAUUGAUGUUGCAAUAAUUGGGGUUCUUUAAGGCUCUAGGUAAGAAGCAAUCUGAAUUCAAAACUGAAGUUGGUUUAGAAUAUCAAUCCUUUUUGGUCAAUACACUUCGAUUCACUCUGUAGAAAUUGAAUCAAAAAGAUCCUAGUCAACAAGCAAGAUAAUUAUUCAUCAAAUUUUUAGUAAUUAGUUAUUUUCGAAUCCCAGAAUUCAGAGCUAAAUUCCUUGAGUUAAUCACAAAAGCAGAUGAUCCACAGUUGUUGGAAUUAAGAGGAACUGAAUUCAUAUAAGAGGAUGAUCCAACGAAUAUUGAUAAGAGUACAAAAACCAACAUUUAAAUAUUUGAUUGGCAGAAUUAUUUUCAUACUUAUUUGUCUGAUAAGAGCAAAGGAAUUUAGAAUCAAUCAGCUUUGAAUCAAAUCCUAGAUGAUGAGAGUUGGAAGGAACACAUCAGACACAGAUCUAUAAAUUUUAGUUUUUUUGUUGAGGAAUGGGCUAAGUAUGUUAGGAAUAUUUUGUAAGUGAAAAUACUGCCAUGGUAAGACAUUCCAGGUUAUAGAAUUUUGGUUAAGUCUUUCAUGUGUGAAUUGAAAUAGUAGGAAUCAGUACCAGAUGCUAUGAAGAUGGCUCUGAAGAGUUUGCUUCAGAAUCAGAAUUUGCUGGGAAUCGUAGUGAGUUUGUUAUUCAAUAAAACAAAUCUAUAUAAUGCAGAGCAAGUCAUAGAAACAUUUGAAAUAUUGGAUGCCUGUUUUGCUACAUUGACAACCAUGCCUGCUUAAUUCGAUUACCCUUUUUUCUUGAAAGGAAUCAAACAGAUUAUAAUGGAUUCGGAACAUGCCAUCAAUAUAGCCAAGUGCGUUUGGCUGAUAUACAAUAUUUAUCCCUUGUUUCCAAUCGACUUUAAGAAAGACAUAUGUGAAUUUCUAUUUGAGAAGGCUGUUUUCAAGUUGUUUUUGCAUUGGAGUAGAACAGUGAGAUUAGUAUUUCAUUACUUUUUACUUUAUCGAGUGUCUCAUUAACACAAGACCUCAAAAGUGGGAGGAUUGGAUGAAGAAUAGAUCAUACAGCAAUACACUUUGAUUAAUAGGCCAAAGAAGAAUUAGAGUUACUUUGAGAAUCGUCAGCCGCAAUAACAAUUGAUUUCCGAUUACAUUUACAUGAAAUAUUUGAGAUUCCUAAGCAAGUUGGAGCAAGCUAAGAUAAAUGAGAAUUAGAGGGAAUAUCAACAGGAUCAUCAGAGUUACUACAAAAAAUUGGUGCAUAAGAAGUUGAGAAGGGAAUAGGAGUUGAAGCAUAAAGAGUAAGAGGAGCCGAAGAUGAUGGAGUAAUUGAAAUUGGAGAGAAUGGCUUCGGAACAGGACGAAUCGCUUUAGAAGCAGAAUCAAUUGAAACCAGUGAUUGUGCCUCGGCCAGUGAUGCACAAGAAGUUGAGUUAUAAGCACGAGGUGGAGAUUGAUGAGAUGCAAUAACAGUACUUGAGGUUGUCCAUUAGAGAAUUCGAGGAAUAAUUAAAGAAUUAUAACAAUUGGAGAUAAUAAAAUUUAAAGAAAAUGAUUGGGAAAUAUAAUGAGGAGGGUAUGCGGCUAUUGAUAAUUGUAGACAAACACACGAUUCACUUGAGUUUUGAGGUGCCCAAGGUUGACGUAUUGAGGAGGAUCGAUGAAAAGGAGGGUGCUUGA
This is a messenger RNA of Paramecium tetraurelia, 3228 nucleotides long. RefSeq lists its product as uncharacterized. The record is from RefSeq and is a predicted model, not a curated record. NCBI's taxonomy places the organism in Eukaryota, Ciliophora, Oligohymenophorea, Peniculida, Parameciidae. The transcript is spliced from 8 exons.